AUGGCUCGAAGCCUCAAUACAGAAAACACCGGAACAUUUCCUAGCUUCCUUUUGUCAUUUUUCUUCAGCAAACAGAACCAAAUCGUUUGUUUUGCUGUUCGUCCUAAAACGGCUCUAAACUUUGCUUGGUCAGGCGUGGUGUCGGUGAGCUUCGAGGAGGACGAUGAAGGAAACCUUUGCCUCGUGGCGUACCCCCUCAGCAAUGACCCAGCAGCUGACCUGGACAUCCACGACCUCUCGGCAGACUGCGUCUUUCAAGGCAAAACGCUCCAGUGGGGGAAAAAGGCGCUCGUGGACAAAGAAAACCGCAGCAAAGAUUCCUGGAGCUGCAACUCCCACAAAGACAAGAGUGUCCAGAAGCUGCAGGAAGACCAGGAUGUGGAGCAGGUCCAGCAUGUGGAGGGCCUUCACCAUGGACUGGAGCACAGUCACAGCAACGCCGCCCCGCAGGUCAAACGGAACCCCUGGAGCCUGGAGUGUCACCAGCAGCACCUGCAGAGGAUGAAGGAGAACGCAAAGCACCGCAACCAAUACAAAUUCCUCCUUCUGGAAAACCUGACCUGGCGGCAGACGGUGCCGUGCGUUCUGGACCUGAAGAUGGGCACGAGGCAGCACGGAGACGAUGCUACAGAGGAGAAGAAGGCUCUCCAAAUCCGCAAGUGCCAGCAGAGCACGUCCGCUUUGAUAGGAGUCCGCUUCUGCGGCAUGCAGGUACCAAGAGAGAAU
Molecule: messenger RNA, 726 nt
Organism: Oryzias melastigma (Indian medaka)
Lineage: Eukaryota; Metazoa; Chordata; Actinopteri; Beloniformes; Adrianichthyidae
Product: inositol hexakisphosphate kinase 2
Exons: 4
Biological process (GO): phosphatidylinositol phosphate biosynthetic process; inositol phosphate biosynthetic process
Cellular component (GO): nucleus; cytoplasm
Molecular function (GO): inositol hexakisphosphate kinase activity
Source: RefSeq, a predicted model, not a curated record